Komagataella phaffii GS115 is the source of this 1383-nucleotide messenger RNA. RefSeq names its product putative transporter. The record is from RefSeq and is a predicted model, not a curated record. Gene Ontology annotation, molecular function: enzyme regulator activity. Gene Ontology annotation, biological process: intracellular calcium ion homeostasis. The transcript has a single exon. Lineage: Eukaryota; Fungi; Ascomycota; Pichiomycetes; Pichiales; Pichiaceae. Bases 1 to 1383 code for a protein of 460 amino acids. Gene Ontology annotation, cellular component: endoplasmic reticulum membrane.
AUGAACGACUAUAGAACAAUGGAUAAGGUUUCUAGGAAGAAUGCACGGGGUACAUUUCAACGAGAUCUGACUUACAACGAGCCCUCCCUACCCAACGGCGGGCGGAUCGUGUACAGUAAAGGCAAGAUCGUUUUCGUCUUCCUCCUCUUCUUAAUUUCCAUUGCCGCUUUUGUCAGUCAAACGGAGAUCACGUCUUUCGUGUACUCCGAAGGAUUCAAUGAACCGUUUCUACUUUUAUAUUUAACUCAUGGAUCGUGGUUUGUGCUCUGGCCGUUGCAGUUCAUUUCUAUCGCCUUUUUCAAGACCACUCGCAAGUACAUCCGACAUCUACGAGGUUACGAGAGCUUAGUCCCUGGUACCAAGUGGAAAGGGUUUAGACGUACCUUUGCCAGUUCAGUGAAGGCCCAGCAUAGGAAUAUCCAUCACACCUCAGAGCUCAUAGCUAAAAGCUGUUCUCCAGGCUUCAAGAGUUCUAUGCCUCUCGACUAUCAACCGCAAAAGCACCCCAAGACCUAUAGAGAUUUCUUCACUUCCAAUUCCAUAAAGUAUAUCUUGCUGACCAGUAUCCCUAUUACACUGAUAUUGAAUGUGGCUGGAUCAUCGUGGUAUUUUGCCCUGACCUUGAGCACAAGUAACGACGUUACGGCCAUUUACAAUUGUUCCGCAUUUACUGCCUAUGCCUUUGCAAUUCCGCUUCUAGGUGAAAAGUUUUCCUUUUUGAAACUUUCAAGCGUAAUAAUUGCAGUUUUCGGAGUCUUUAUUGUCACUUACAACCCUGCUGUGCCUUCCGAUGACGAUCAAUCUGGAAAUGACAAGUCAUAUAGGUUCGUGGGAAAUGUCAUCAUAUCAGUGGGUGCCGUACUCUAUGGCCUUUACGAGGUUCUCUACAAGAAGUACCUCUGCUGUCCAUCAAGCUUAAUCUCCUCUCGAAGACAGGCAUCUAUGUCAAACUUUGCUAUGUCAGUGAUUGGAAUAUUCAAUUUUGGUCUCUUCUGGGCUCCUCUGGUAUUUGCACAUUUCACCGGACUCCAUAAGUUCAAUCUGGACUACAGUGGGACCAUUUGGCUCCUGGUUGGCUUGUCAGUGUUAUCAAACCUUUUAUUCAGUUGUUCAUUUUUAGCCCUUACUUCUUUAACUUCUCCUGUUCUCUCUUCGGUUUCGUCCCUAGUGACAAUCCUGUUUGUGGGAAUCACGGAUUGGCUACUCUUCGGUAUUCAGCUGAGCUGGACACAGAUCUUUGGUGACAUGGUCGUCGUACUUGGAUUUGGUCUAUUGAUCUACGGGUCCUGGAAUGAGAUUAGUGAGGACGAAGAGGACGACCUCGUUAUAGACAGUGACGCAGAAAGUGUGGUGAGCGCUCAAGUGUCCGAAGGAAGACGAUAG